Molecule: messenger RNA, 3286 nt
Organism: Stegostoma tigrinum
Lineage: Eukaryota; Metazoa; Chordata; Chondrichthyes; Orectolobiformes; Stegostomatidae
Gene: trmt1
Product: tRNA methyltransferase 1
Exons: 17
Coding region: 1175-3151 (658 amino acids)
Biological process (GO): tRNA N2-guanine methylation
Cellular component (GO): nucleus
Molecular function (GO): RNA binding
Source: RefSeq, a predicted model, not a curated record
UUCCUGCCAGACCUGCUGAGCUUUUCCAGCAGUUUCUGUUUUUUUGUCUCCUCUAUUCCAUUCAGUUUAUCCUACCAUUCUCAUUUGGAGGAAAAGUCAUAUUGAGCUCCAAAUACUAAUUCCGUGUUUUCUCUCCCUUCGCCCUGGCUCGCUCUCUCCACAUGUGCUACUCAAACUGACUGAGUCUUUGUAGGGGAGGUGGGAUUGUGUUCAGCCCCUCAGCCAUCUUCUAGAUCUCAUUGAUUCUACUGGCGAAUCAAAGUUACGGGGAGGAUCAUCUCUUGAAAGUUCCUAGUCUUCGCAAAGGAAGUUGUGUGUUCAGUUGUGACUGACUUUAAAUGUAUCUAAGUCCUUGACAAUAAAUGUUGCUUCUAACAUUCCAUUGCAAAAGCUUUUAUUAUUUCUUUUAAAAUUGUGCAACAGUGACAAAUUUCUUUGCUUCCCAACACCCCUUGUUUCCUGAACUUCUCUGCUUAAAUCUCCAUUCUUUCUUUCUGUCAUUGUGCCAUUCUGCUACAGCUUCUAUGUUGCACCUGGCCUAUCGGUCUCCUUUUCAGAUGUUAUCUUCUCCACGUGCUCUCUAUUUCUAUCCUGAAUUGCUAUCCUAUAUUUUUAGUAGCCACCCUCCUUAGGCUAUUUAACAUCAAGCUGCUCCCACUGAAUGACAUCACAUAUAAACAUGCAGCCAGCCUUCUGCCUAUCUGCAAUAACUUUCCUAUCAUACUCCAUAUUCAAGUAACCUUUAAUUGAUGCUCCUAAUCAAGGCAAAUUGCAGGAGUGUGUUGUGACAGAAACAAUUCUUGUGUUCUGAUGACAUAGCAACAUAUAACCACUGUUUGGGUUAGUGUUAAUUUUUCACAUGCCUCUGAAAUGUUAAACCUCUGCAAUUGGAUCAGAUGUUAAACAGUGCCUAUUACUGUUGGAGAGAUGCAAAAUAUCUGAUGGCCACUGUCUGAAGCAGGGAAGUUCUCAGCUGUCCUAGCUAAUAUUUAUCACGUGAUUGUGAGUUAGGAGCAGUAGUAGGCCACUCAGCUCCUUGAGUCUGUUCUGCCCAUCAAUAAGGUAAUGUCUGAUCUGAUAACCUUUCACCCCGGCUUAUCAAGAAUCUAUCCAUCUCCAAAGCCUUUGAGGAAGAGUUGGAAAGAGUUAAAACCACAGCUUAGCUAGUUGCUGAAUGCUGGUAAACAGAGCGCUCAGAUACUUUGUUCCCCGCACUUUGAAUGUCACUUGGAUGGUGAUAAGGAGAGCAGUGCAGACAGAGUCUCUGUUACAUGUAACUGAAGGGAGCAGCUCCAUGAUGGAAACGGGAGAGGAACGGCACGCGGAGCUGAACCCGAUGUGUACCAGCAAUGGCAGUGGGCAGUGUCAAAACAUCAGCCUUUUGGAGGCUGCUGAAGACUGUUUACCAAAUAGCACAACUCCUCCAGGAGCGACGCACACAGAGACUGUUAUAAAUGAGGGGAAGGCGAAAAUUAUCUUCCCCAGUGUGAAUGAAGUGUUUUAUAACCCUGUGCAAGAGUUUAACCGUGACCUCACGUGUGCUGUCAUGACAGAGUUUGCCCAACAGCAGCUGCUGUCCAAGGGGAUUAAAGUGCGAAUCCCUGGAGAGGAGGAAAGGCAGAAAAUCGUUGUCAACUUGAUGGAGAACGCAACUGCUGGAAUUGCAUCAGGAUCAGGAGAUGCUUCGGUGUUAAAGAGAACUGCCACUGUCGGGGAGAAAUGUGAGGAUGGGAUUCGAGUUCUAGAGGGAUUAGCAGCAUCUGGACUUCGCUCAAUCCGAUUCGCCAAGGAAGUUCCUGGAAUUCACAGUAUUGUGGCAAAUGACUUUUCCGAGAAAGCGGUGACGCUAAUGAAGAGAAAUAUUGAGCUGAAUGGAGUGCAGCACUUAGUAACGGCCAGCUUGGCAGAUGCAAGCAUGCUCAUGUACGGGUCCAGGAGGAGGCAGGACCGGUUUGAUGUGAUUGACCUGGAUCCAUAUGGAAGCCCGUCGCAGUUCAUCGAUGCAGCUGUUCAAGCAGUGAGUGAAGGAGGGCUUCUCUGUGUGACAUGUACUGAUAUGGCAGUAAUGGCUGGGAACAGUGGGGAGACCUGUUACAGCAAGUAUGGAGCCAUGUCACUGAAGUCAAAGUUCUGUCAUGAAAUGGCUUUGCGCAUCAUCCUACACAAUUUGGAUCUUCGUGCAAACUGCUACCAGCGAUACAUUGUUCCUCUCCUCUCUGUCAGUGUGGACUUUUACAUUAGAGUGUUUGUCCAGGUCUUCACAGGACAAGCUAAGGUGAAAGCAUCUGCCAGUAAACAGGCUCUGAUAUAUCACUGUGUGGGCUGCGGUACCUUCCACAUUCAGAGGAUGGGCAAAAUGAUCAGCCACGGUAACAACUACAAAUACACAGCGAGCUCAGGACCACCCGUGGGAGCAGAGUGUGAGCAUUGCUACCAGAGGCAUCUGCUUGGUGGCCCAAUCUGGGCUGAGCAAAUCCACGACCAAGACUUUGUAGAGAGAGUUCUCAAAUCAGUUGAACACAACCCGAAGCGGUUCAAGACGUCUGAUAGGAUCCUGGGUAUCCUCAGCAUGGCCAAGGAGGAGUUGCCAGACUGCCCUUUAUACUACACCAUGGACCACCUGAGCAGUAUCAUCCGCUGUAACACCCCAUCGCUCCUACAGAUGAGGUCUGCCUUGCUGCACGCUGGUUAUCGAGUGUCUCUCUCACAUGCUUCCCAAAAGGCUGUUAAAACUGAUGCACCACCUUCAGCGAUCUGGGAUAUCAUGAGGUGCUGGGAGAAAAUCCACCCAGUGAAGCGAGAGAAACUGUCUGAAAGCUGCCCUGCCUUUCGAAUCCUCAGCAAAGAGCCUGUUCUGCAGGCUUGCUUUGAUAUCCGGGAAGAUGCAAAUCCCAAAUCUAGAAAGCAAGGCCUAAAAAGAUUCCAGGAAAACCCGGAAGCCAACUGGGGACCAAAGGCAAGGGCUAAAAUUGGUGGAGGAAUUUCCCAAACUUUGGAAGAGAAAAGAAAACGGCUGCAGAAUAAACGGAAGCUGAAACUGUGCGAUCCAGAUUCUGGGAAGACUAUCCCCUGUAAAAUAUUCCGAGAGGGAGACUGUACCUCUGGAGAGGAGUGUCACCAGGAAGCAACCACAAAGAGAAGUGACCAAUAAGCGUCAGAGGUGCAAUUUUCUGUGUCACCUGUCAGAUUGCAAAUAACAACCCACUGGAGCAUGAUGGCAGGAUCCCAAUAUAAAGUGUAGCAUUUGACAUGCAUGUUCCAUAAUUAAACUGAAUUUUUUAAAGAA